Molecule: messenger RNA, 6514 nt
Organism: Myotis lucifugus (little brown bat)
Lineage: Eukaryota; Metazoa; Chordata; Mammalia; Chiroptera; Vespertilionidae
Product: KIAA0930 ortholog
Exons: 9
Coding region: 39-1163 (374 amino acids)
Source: RefSeq, a predicted model, not a curated record
GGUGCUUGAAGGAUGACCGCAUCGCCUUCUGGACCUGGAUGUUCUCCACCUACUUCAUGGAGAAAUGGGCGCCACGGCAGGACGAUAUGCUCUUCUACGUGCGCCGGAAGCUGGCGUUCUCGGGCACCGAGAGCGGUGUCGACGGGAGGAAGCUGGCGGAGGCCGAGCCCGAGGUGGAGGUGGAGGUGGAGGUGUACCGGCGGGACUCCAAGAAGCUGCCAGGCUUGGGGGACCCUGACAUUGACUGGGAGGAGAGCGUCUGCCUGAACCUCAUCCUCCAGAAGCUGGACUACAUGGUGACAUGUGCCGUGUGCACGCGCUCUGAGGGGGGCGACAUCCACAUCCAUAAGAAGAAAUCCCAGCAAGUGUUUGCGUCCCCCAGUAAACACCCCAUGGACAGCAAAGGGGAGGAGUCUAAGAUCAGCUACCCCAACAUCUUCUUCAUGAUCGACAGCUUCGAGGAGGUGUUCAGCGACAUGACUGUGGGGGAAGGAGAGAUGGUCUGUGUGGAGCUGGUGGCCAGUGACAAAACCAACAUGUUCCAAGGGGUCAUCUUCCAGGGCUCCAUCCGCUACGAGGCGCUCAAGAAGGUGUACGACAACCGGGUGAGCGUGGCCGCCCGCAUGGCGCAGAAGAUGUCAUUUGGCUUCUACAAGUACAACAACAUGGAGUUCGUGCGCAUGAAGGGGCCCCAGGGCAAGGGCCACGCGGAGAUGGCCGUCAGCCGUGUGUCCACUGGUGACACGUCCCCCUGCGGGACUGAAGAGGACUCCAGCCCGGCUUCGCCCAUGCACGAGCGGAUGACCUCCUUCAGUACGCCCCCCACCCCGGAGCGGAACAACCGGCCCACCUUCUUCUCCCCGUCCCUCAAGAGGAAGGUGCCCCGGAACCGCAUCGCCGAGAUGAAGAAGUCUCACUCGGCCAACGACAGCGAGGAGUUCUUCCGGGAGGAUGAUGGUGCAGCUGACCUGCACAACGCCACCAACCUGCGGUCCCGGUCCCUGUCUGGCACGGGGCGAUCCCUGGUCGGGUCCUGGCUGAAGCUGAACAGAGCGGAUGGAAACUUCCUUCUCUAUGCACACUUAACCUACGUCACCUUGCCGCUGCAUCGGAUCUUAACAGACAUCCUGGAAGUUCGGCAGAAGCCCAUCCUGAUGACCUAGCCGUGCGCGGAGCCCACACGGAGCCCCCGGCCCGGCCCUGGGAGUACUGCCAAGUGCCUACCUGUCCACCGCCACCGGGGUCUCUGUGACAGCCCAGCGCCGGAGCCGGAGUCGGAGCCGGAGCCAGGCGGGCCACUCCACCCCUGGGCAGGGCCGACUCCAUGAACACCAGCCCAAACUGAAGUGCCUCUUCUUCCCCCGCUGGCUCUGCUCCUGCCCUGCGCCCACCCCCCAUCACCCCAGCCCGUCCCUGGAGAGCCCUCUGCACCCAAAGACAACCACAGACGCCAGGAGGCCAUCGAGAGAGCGAAGGAGCAGCAGCGUCCAGUGUGUCCAGACCCACCGACCCCAGGUGCUCGUCCCGCUCGACAGCAGGCGGGACCGCCCAGCUGGGGCACCCCCGUGCCCACUGUCCGCACCUCUUAAGGAAGCGUUUACGAUUUUGCAGUUCCGUGCCAAUGAACCUCAGCGUCCGCGUUGGUCCUGACAUGUCUGUCCUCCCUAGCGUGGUCCUAAAGGGGGCGCCCUGGGGAGAUGGGAGCACAGCUGUUGGAUGGUGUGGCCCUGGGCGGGAACAUGUCCCCCCAUACCCGAUUCCAGGAAGGCCUCGAGCUCAGCAGACAGGCCCUGAUCCCGCCAGAAUGGCCUUCGCUUCCAGCCAAAGAGCACCGCCCACGCACCUCCACCCGGAGACAUCCCGCUCCAGGCCUCGGCGGCUGAGCCCAGAACAUGGACUGAGGACAGAGGAGGGCUCGGGGCCAGACAGGAGGGGUGGGGUGGAUGGGGUUGGCAGGCUCCUAGGAAGGCUCAUACUCCUCGGGCCGGGAGGGGCUGGGGUUUCCUCUCUGGUUUUCUAGAGAUUACCUCCCUUGCCUGAGUGUGCUGGUCCCAUUUCUGAGACCAACGCACUGAGGCGAAGGGGAAUUGGCUUCUAUGCGCCCGGUAUGGUCAGGUGUGGGUGGCACAGGAGCCCCGGGCUUGCCUGUGGCCUGGUGCCAGCCAGGAUCUCUGCCUGUGAGGACGCACGUGCCCUUCUCAAAGCCGAGCCCUCAGCAGGAGAGGCCUGGCCAGCCCCCUGGGAGCGGUCGCCGGUCUCUGUUGCUUCGUGGCUGGGUCUGAAGUCCCUGGAAAUACCUGAGGGAUCCUGCUGUGCAUUAGAGGCCCCCUUGGGGGGCAGGAAAGGAAUUGAGGGGCUUGUUCCGUCUGUUCUCAUUCUGUGCUCCAGGGUUUGCACUGGGCUCCGGGACAGGGACUAUGGGGCUUUCUCUAGAUUUUGUAUGCUGUUAUUAAAAGCGAGCUGUUGCAUUUCAUUCUGCCUCAGAUUGCCCACCUGUAAAAUGGGGCUGAUACCACCUACCUCACUGACGUCUCCAAGUUCCAGUACACAACUGGGUCAGGGUGCGAUCGCCAGCCAUUCUGCACCACUGGGGUCAGGGGUCGGAGUCUGGCUGCGAAUCUCCCUCUCCCCGUCCUUGUCACCCCCUCCCCACCCGAAGACGUUGGAUGGGUUGAGUUUGAACAUUCUGGCAUUCUCUGCCGCCCGGCUUGUGCUCAGCGGUGCCCCGCUCUGCACAAUUUCGAGUUCCGAAGCAGCAGGGCAGCAGUCAGGGCAGGCCAGAGCUGGGAGCCGAGCGAGCCUCGGAGUGAGCCCACGUGGCCCAGGGCUCCAGGCACCGAGGGGUGUUGGGAGACCGAUCGCAGGCCCGAGCUUGGGUCCCAGGUGGCUCUGCAGUGACCGUUCUCUCCUGGUCAUCUGGGGUCUGAAGACUGGAACCUGGUUCUUGGGAGAAACGGUCCUGACGUAGCUCCCGGAGGGGUGGGGGACGAGCUAGUUCAGCACGUGCAGGAGGCAGGGUCCCCCCUGUCCUCAGGGGGGGAGCCCCAGAAGGUUCCCCGCUGAAGCCAGUGGUCGGCCCAGCUCCAAGGCGUGGCCACCGCUCCCGGUUGGGCCGGCGAGUCAGGCUCCUAGGGACCUCGCAGGGUGCUGGGGGCCAGUGCAGUAACGGGAAGACGCCACGGAACUCAGACACUUGCUGGCAGCGGGGUCACGUGCCGGCUGGGCUUCGAGAGCUCACACCUCGUGUGCAGCCCGGGAACAGCACUCCGCGGUUGGCUGUUCUGCAUCCAACACGUAGGCAGCACCUGCACGUCGUGUCCUUGUCCCAUCUUACCGAUGAGGAAACCGCCAGAGGUGAAGUGACCACCCAAGAUUGACCGCAAGCAUGGCGGGCAGGAGGCCACCUCGGCUUCGCCCCAGUCCGCACUGAGCCCCGACACCGCUGCCAGGACAGAUGGACGGAUGUUUGGUGGAGCUGACCUUCGUCUUUAAAUCCCAAAGGUCCUGUGAUACUGGACUGAAAACCUGCUCCGAGGUGCUUGAUGGCUGCGCAGUGAGCUGUUACGCCGAGGUUUGAUUUCUCCAAGUGACAAAUGGCAUCAGUAACCAAUAACAGGCACAAGUGACAGGACCAGAACCCGUCCCCGUGGGUCUGGGUGUGGGUCCAUCUUUACUUGUAAGGCCAUCUUUAAUUUUCUGGGGACACGCCUGUCGCGUGUUAUGCAGGGAUGACAACGUGUGCAUAAACUUCUUGAAUGGGACUUGGAAUCAAAAGUCCAGUUUUUCUUUGAAGAAACCUACGUGUCACAUUAAUCAAGCCCACAACCCGGGCAUGUGCCCUGACCGGGAAUUGAACUGGCAACCUUUCAGUGCAUGGGACAUGCCCAGCCAACUGAGCCACCCUGGCCGGGGGUAGUUAGAAGGCAUUUUAAGAAUGAAAUAAAAGAUUGUUUCCAUUAAAACACAUUCCACGGGGUAGUCCCUAUGCAGUUAGUAUAUUCUAAUGACUUGAAAAAUCUAUUUGACAUUGUCAUAAUAUGGUGGUUUUAAAUCGGCCAAAAUCCUUUAAAGGCUUACAUAUUACAAAUCUGCUAGCUUUUUAAUGAAACUUAAUAGGUUUCAUACAUACAUACAAGUUGUCUCAAAAAAAUGUAUACACACUUGGAAUAAUUAUUCAUUCCAAUGGGUUAAAUCUGAAAAGAAACAUGAGCUAGCAGCUGUUGAAAUGUGUAUACAUUUUGGGGAUAUAUAUAUAGUUCAGUUUUCCAAUUUAGCCAGAAUUUAGUUUUAUAUUCAGUUUCCUAAACCAGUAUCUGUUGACAUGACAUUGACUUCCUGCUCAGGCUUUCUCUCGUCUUGCAACCAGAAAACAAACUUCCCUUUAAAAACCCACCCAGUAGGACACAGCCCGAGACAUGACAAUGCAGUGCUGGCUGCCCCUGCCCGGGAGCUCGCACCGCCUUCGGCAGCGUCAGCGUCAGCGGCCGCCCUGGCAGCAGGAGUUCCAGACGGAGACGGCCUGGGAGUGGAGGAAGGUGUGCGCUGUCACUUCCUCUUCCCUUUCCCUUAUGGACUUGGCAUGGACUUGACCCUCAUGGAGAGAAGCCUCCUGCCCUGACUCGGCCCUGGAGAACUUGGAGCACCACACGCAGAAGCCAAAUCACUUGACCACCGAGUGGCCUGGGGUCGGUGGAGUUCUGCAGCGGGUAGAGCCUCACACUAGGAAGUGCUUACAGCCGCGGUCCCGCCUGGAGCUCAGCAGAUCCCAAACCCACUGAGUGUAGGACGCGCAGCCGCCCCUCACCUUCUUGCCCUUUGGGCCUCCCGUCACAGAAGGUGGGGCGAUGUGGGUGUAAAUCUAUCUCCUGUGCUUUCCGAACAAGUUCUCUGCUGAGACCCGCAGGAAACCUGUGGAGAUUUUUCACUUUGAAGCCGUAACUAAAGUGAUUUCUGCAAAAGCACUCGGCGACACGCACUGAACACCUUCAGGUGGGAUCGUCAGCGGCUUCCGGUCAGCGGCGUCUGCGUUCCGCGGAGGCCCCGUCUACGCCGUGCUCGCGUGGCUCUCCGCUGUGCUCACGAGGCUGCGUUCCUCUUGGAAGUUGGUUGCAUGGUGAAUAUUACAUUUAUUUUUUCUCCGUGUCUUCCUCUACCGAACUUGUACCUAGUAAUUUUUUUCUCUACGAGGGUAUUUCAGAUGAAAUGCAGCUAUUACAGCAAUGUGGUAACAGUGAUUAAACCUUCUUUUGCCCCCCAAAGAUUUCUUACUGUUUGGAGUCCUGACACAGCUACAUUUUUGACCUGUUGCCGGGGACUGACAGAAACCACCCCUGCAGGGCCUCGCUGUCCUCGGGUCGGCCAGGGGGCGGCCGCCGCUGUGGUUGAGUCAGAUGCUGUGUUUGCAAAAUUAAAUCCAAGAGCUGCGUCUCAGCCUCGGCGCUCAGCCCCGGGAAGUAGACAACCUUGAGUGUGCUGUCAAGUUUCCGGCUGCGCCUCCUCACCAGCCCCGGAGGUGGCGGGCUCGCACCAGCCCCCUGGUCUUGUGGAAGCUGGUCUUUGGCCACCGGCUCUCUGUUGCCUUGCUCUGCGAUGACUCAAGCUGACGGUGAGCACGUGGCCCCGUUUCGCUAACUGCCGUGGCCUGUUUAUUGCAAGUUCAUCAUGGAUGGAAGCAGCCCGAGUCGUUCUCACAAGGGGCUCUCUUUCCCUUUCCAUGGUCAGACGAAGGCUGUCAUGAUGCCUUGGGUGUACAUAAGGCCUAGGACACUGCAGAAGGUUCUAGACUAGCAAAAGGGGGUCUGAGGCACACACACUAGAAAUAGUAAGGGCAGCACAUCCAGGUGACACCUGGGAACUGCUAGGAACAGCUGAGCCAGAACUGUGCACCGGCAUCACCUGGGCAGACUACGAGACGGUGGUUACGGAAGAGGCAGCUCGGUGGGUUAAAACGACGCCCUCGCCACACAGAUCAAACCGGUAAAUAAUUAGGUCCCUUUAAGCAGUCACCUGAAAACGUUCAGCUGGAGAAAGUCUCCCCGGGAAGCUACGUGGACCUCUUUGCUAUGUAUCGCCGACUCUGGAUCCCUUGCGGUAAAUGCUGACCUAGAUGGACUUCUAGGAACCACUCAUGCCCCUGCCUAGAAAACACAGUAACGAGGGGAAACCUUUGGGAAUGUUACACUGGGAGGAGGGGGAACGUGAAAUGGCCCAUCCGACCCCACGGCCAUUGUGUAUAGACUAGACGUGGUGAUGUGUAAACGCAUUGUACUCUGUGCUUGGUUGUUAAAACAACAGGAGCCUGGGAAACUCGUGUGAGGAAGGAAGGUCUUUGUUUCGGGGAUGGUAACGGGAUGUCUUGUCUUUUGCCUACAGCCUUGUGUUGAAUUCCCUCCCAACUUGGCCUCCACAUGAGCUAACAGGUUUAACAAGUUCUCUCUCCCCUGUAUGUGGGUUAUGGUCUUUCAUCUUGGAAUCUAACUUGAAUAAAACCAUCAGAUUGCUCUGUUUGAAAUAA